AGACGAGGAGGCUCCAGCCACCUUGGCACAAAUCCCAGGCAGCCUUUCCACCACCUGCAAAAUGCCACGUGCCCCACAGUGGCCCCGCUGCUCCAGCUCCCGGUGACUUUUUCUGGGAUGAGGUGGUUUGUUCCCUGAGGAUCUCUACGUGCCCCCAUGGAGUACAUCAGCACACGGGGAGGCACGAGGGCCGUGGACUUCGAGGGAGCCCUUUUCUCUGGCUACGCACCCGAUGGGGGCCUGUUCAUGCCCCAGAACAUCCCCUCGCUGGACAGGGACACCCUGUGGCGCUGGAGCAGCCUCUGCUACCGUGGGCUGGUCAAGGAGCUGUGCUCCCUCUUCAUCCCAGCUGACCUGGUCCCACGGAACACACUCAGUGACCUGAUCGACAGGGCCUUCAGCAGGUUCAGGCACAAGGAUGUUGUCCAUUUAUCCAGGCUGAAAGACGGGCUGAACGUUUUGGAGCUCUGGCACGGGGUUACUUAUGCAUUUAAGGAUCUGUCCUUGUCCUGCACAGGGCAGUUUUUGCAAUACUUCUUGGAGAAAAAGCAGAAGCACAUCACUAUUCUGGUGGGGACUUCAGGGGACACUGGGAGCUCGGCCAUCGAGAGUGUGAGAGGGCAGAAGAACAUGGACAUCUUUGUUCUGCUGCCCAAGGGGCUCUGCACCCAGAUACAGGAACUUCAGAUGACCACCGUCAUCGAAGACAACGUCCACGUCUUUGCUGCUCACGGGAACAGCGAUGAAAUUGAUGAGCCGAUCAAGGAGCUGUUCGCUGAUGACGAUUUUGCCAGAAAAUACAAUUUGAUGAGCUUGAAUUCCGUCAACUGGUCUAGGAUUAUGGUGCAGAUUGCUCACUACUUCUAUGCUUACUUUCAGUGUACCCCAUCCCUGGAUGCCAUCCUGCUGCCAGUGGUGGAAAUUGUUGUGCCAACAGGAGGAGGAGGAAAUAUCACAGCUGGCUGUAUUGCCCAGAAAAUGGGUCUCCCGAUUCGACUUGUUGCCGUGGUGAACAGCAAUGACAUCAUUCACAGGACUGUCCAGCAUGGAGAUUUCUCACUGGCAGGGAGCGUGAAGGCUACCUUAGCAUCAGCCAUGGAUAUUCAGGAGCCUUACAAUGUGGAGAGGAUCCUGUGGCUGCUCUCAGGCUCUGACAGCCGCCUGAUAAAAACACUGAUGGAGCGAUUCAGCCAGUCGAAAAGCCUAAAGCUGCCGGAGGAUUUGCACAGAAGGCUCUCCGAGACCCUGCGAUCCUGCUCAGCCUCCGACGAGGAUAUUGUUGGAGCCAUGCGGCGCUGCUGGGAGGAAAACCAGUACCUGCUGUGCCCCCACUCUGCCGUGGCUGCUCACUACCACUACUCUCAACCAGACAGCAUUCCCCGGUGUUGCUUAGCUCCAGCCUCCGCAGCCAAAUUUCAGGAUGCCGUGCUCCGAGCUGGCCUGGUUCCUCAGAUUCCCCCUGAAAUCACUGCCCUAACAGCGAUGGAGACCAGGUCCACUCCCCUGGAGCGGGGACAGGACUGGGCACAGGUGCUCCGGGAGCGGAUUGGAGCCGUGGCACAGCAGUGGGAGGCAUAGGGGGGGUCAGUUUGCACCCCUGGGGCAGCGGGAGAUCAGGGGGAAGGCAGUCACACAGACCUGAGCUACUGGGCACACUGGACAAUGCCUCCCAGGGCUCAUUCUCCAUUCCCAGGAAACCCCCAUUUUAUGCUGGGAGCCUCCACGCAAUGAUUUAUUAGCAAGAACACACUUCCCCAUUCAAGUAUAUGGACUGUUUCAUAGUAUUUUCAGUAAAGAGCUCUGCAAUUGUAUCCCAUUUUUCCUAAUAAUUCAUAUAAACCAAUAGAAACUCUGAGUAAACCUGCCUGUUCCAUCUUUACUGGCUGUUACAGAAAGCUUCCUUAGCAAUACCCAUUGCUUCUUGAGCAUUAUCCAGUGGUUCUGGCUCCAUGCUGGGAUGUUCAGCCCAGUGAUCCCAGUAACAUCCAAGAUGCUCAAUGGAAAACACAUGCAAGACUGGGGCGAAUCCACUUUACCCAUCCCUGUAAUUUAGGCAGUGGCAGGGAUCAUUCCCAGGCAUUGAAACUUACUCAGUAAUAGUCUUAAAUAGCAGAUGUUUUCCCUGGACAUGCUUAUCUCACAGCACUGGAAAAUUGUUCUUUAUCUUGCAGCUUUUGGUCCUAGUCCUGCUGCAGACUCUUCCUGGGCAACUUCCACUGUAACGAGUAGGAAAUGGGAAAUUCCCCUCAUGCUCUGCCUGAAACUUCAGCUCUUUCAAUACCACGUUCCCAUCAUAUACAUAUAAAUAUAUAAAUACCUUGUGUGGGAGCUGCCUCCACAAGUCGUGCAUCUGGCAGGAGUCUCUUGUGCCUAAAAAAGGGGAAAGAAAAAUAGGAAUAAUUAUACCAGGGGGGAAAAA
Molecule: messenger RNA, 2419 nt
Organism: Myiozetetes cayanensis
Lineage: Eukaryota; Metazoa; Chordata; Aves; Passeriformes; Tyrannidae
Gene: THNSL2
Product: threonine synthase like 2
Exons: 9
Coding region: 157-1578 (473 amino acids)
Biological process (GO): dephosphorylation; 2-oxobutyrate biosynthetic process
Molecular function (GO): pyridoxal phosphate binding
Source: RefSeq, a predicted model, not a curated record